Notolabrus celidotus (New Zealand spotty) is the source of this 1831-nucleotide messenger RNA. It is a transcript of the gene wash1, whose product is annotated as WAS protein family homolog 1. Gene Ontology annotation, cellular component: recycling endosome; early endosome; WASH complex. NCBI's taxonomy places the organism in Eukaryota, Metazoa, Chordata, Actinopteri, Labriformes, Labridae. Gene Ontology annotation, molecular function: alpha-tubulin binding; gamma-tubulin binding. The transcript is spliced from 11 exons. The record is from RefSeq and is a predicted model, not a curated record. Bases 132 to 1559 code for a protein of 475 amino acids. Gene Ontology annotation, biological process: Arp2/3 complex-mediated actin nucleation; retrograde transport, endosome to Golgi; exocytosis.
ACGUGACAUACGGAUGCGGAAGUACAGUGGACUGUUAUUUUGCUAAUCACAGUAGCUCGGAUGCUAGCAACGUCAACGGAGCGCCCUCUUAUUUUAUUUACCCUGUGACAGCUAACGAGUGAACAACACCCAUGGUCAGGAUGACGCAGAAGCACUGCCUGGAGGGCCAGGUGUACUCAGUGCCGCUCAUCCAGCCAGACCUGAGGAGAGAGGAGGCUGUCCAUCAGAUCGCAGAUGCUUUAUUCUACUUGGAGACCAUCUCAACAGAUAUUUUCAAAAGGGUGUCUGACAGUGUAGAGAAGAACCGCCGGCAGCUGCAGGGCGUCACUGACCGGAUCAAACUAGCUCAGGCUCGUGUAGACAAGAUCAAAGGCAGCAAGAAGGCCACCAAGGUUUUCUCCAGCGCUAAAUACCCGGCCCCAGAUCGACUUCAGGAUUACUCGUCUAUUUUUACUGAGGCUGCAGACCCCUCCUCACAAGUUCGCCCUCGACUUAGGAUACAGAAUAAACUCCGACCCUUUGAUGAGAAGGCCUUGCAGGAGAAGUUGAUGUAUUUCCCCGUAUGUGUGAGCAAUAAGAAGAAGUCAGAGGAUGAGACAGAGGAAGGGCUGGGCAGUCUGCCACGCAACAUCUCAUCCGUCAGCUCCCUGUUGCUCUUUAAUACUACAGAGAACCUAUAUAAGAAGUAUGUGUUCCUUGAUCCUCUGGCGGGAGCGGUGACAAAAACACACACUACACUAGAAACAGAGAAAGAAGACAAGCCGUUUGACGCACCGUUGUCCAUUACAAAGAGAGAGCAACUGGAGAGACAGACGGCAGAGUCUUACUUCUAUGUACCAGACCUGGGUCAGGUGCCUGAAAUAGAUGUUCCAUCAUAUCUGCCCGACUUGCCAGGCAUUGCAGACGACCUGUCCUACAGCGCAGACCUUGGGCCUGGUUUCGCCCCGUCAGGGCCCACACAAAACAUCCCUGAACUGCCCUCCUUCUCUGAGGAGAGCAUGGCACCUGGUCCUCAAAUCCAACCUAAUGUCCCGCCUCCUCCUCCACCACCCCCUCCUCCCCCUCCACCACCUGAGCCAGGCCUUGCUCCUGCCCCUCCGGCAGGAGCCCCACCUCCUCCUCCUCCUCCUCCUCCUCCACCUCCUCCUCCUGUCAACGUCUCCGCAGAUGCCUCUACAGCGCCAGGUCUUGUGUCUGGUGCUCCCAGCGAGGUGGUUCAGCCGUCAGACGGCAGGGCCAGUCUCCUUGAGUCCAUCCGAAAUGCUGGAGGCAUCGGCAAGGCAAAGUUACGCAACAUUACAGAGCGCAAGAUGGAGAAGAAGAAACAGAAGGAGCAAGAACAAGCAGUGGGAGCGGCGUCCAGUGGUGGAGACUUUAUGUCCGAUCUCUUCAAUAAACUUGCAAUGCGAAGGAAAGGCAUAUCUGGGAAGGGACCUGCAGGUGCUGAAACAGGCGACACUCCCGGUGGUACAGGUGGUGCGUUUGCCAGAAUGUCAGAUGUCAUCCCACCACUUCCCGCCCCACACUCAGCAACAGAUGAUGACGACUGGGAGGCGUAACGUGAUGGACAAUUUGAAGCAUUCAGCUGCCUUGGAUAACUUUUACAAAAGACCUUCUAAUCACUUAACAAUCAACAGAAAUGAUUACAACGGGAAAAUCAUUCGCCAAUGCAGUUGGAACUCAAGUGAAACACAAGUGAUCAACAUUUUAUUGUCAUUCAGUGUAAAACAUAUUUUCAUAACAUCCACAAAAAAAAAUGUAUAAGAAGUCUAACUGAAAUCAUCUCACUAACAUCUCUCCAUUAAAUAAAAGUAAUUUUUGCAUUACAUAA